This is a messenger RNA of Phyllotreta striolata, 2163 nucleotides long. Lineage: Eukaryota; Metazoa; Arthropoda; Insecta; Coleoptera; Chrysomelidae. The record is from the annotation of a GenBank genome assembly.
AUGAUUUUCAGUGCCUUUUCGUGCCUUCCUACAUUCUACCAAAAUGUUUUGUUUUUCACCUUGGUAUAUUUGAUGAGAAUCAGCCAUGCGUGGUUGCCAAACACUAGCACCAAAUUAAUAAACCCUUCCAGUAAAAUACACACCGUAACGUUUAGGGGCAACACGUCGUUAUCGGACCAUUUUACCGUCUUGUAUCAAGACAAAAAUUCGUUGUUGUUGGGCGGAAGGAACCAAAUAUACAAUUUAUCGGUGUUCGAUUUUAGCGAACGGAACAAUCCCGCCUUGUUCUGGCCUUCGUCCGAGGCGCACAGUCAGCUAUGCAACCUCAAAGGGAAAUCCGAAGACGACUGUCAGAAUUACAUUAGGAUAUUUUACUCGACCGCGCCCGGAAAAUACCUGAUAUGCGGCACCAAUUCGUACAAACCCAUUUGUCGGAUACUGCAAGAAUUGAACGGACAGCUCAUCAUAGAAAAAGAAAUGGAAGGCAUCGGCUUGUGUCCGUACGAUCCGGACCACAACAGCACGUCGGUGUACAGCAACGGCCACCUAUUUUCAGCGACCGUCGCCGAUUUUUCAGGCACCGAUCCGCUGAUCUACAGGGAACCCUUGCGCACGGAGCUCUCCGAUCUACGGCAACUCAACGCUCCGAAUUUCGUCAGUUCGCUAACCUACGGCGAUUACAUAUACUUCUUCUUCCGCGAAACUGCCGUGGAGUACAUGAAUUGCGGCAAAGUGAUAUACUCCCGAGUUGCUAGAGUUUGUAAACGCGAUAAAGGCGGUCCGCACCAAUCGCACGAUAGUUGGACGACGUUCCUGAAGGCCCGAUUGAACUGCUCCGUGCCCGGAGAAUACCCGUUCUAUUUCGACGAAAUCCAAUCGACCAGCGCCUUGGUGGAGGGCAACUACGGCGCGAAGGACGGCACCGCCAGGAUCGUGUACGGGGCGUUCACGACGCCGGACAACGCGAUCGGCGGCUCGGCCAUAUGCCUGUUCGACAUGGACGAGGCGGAGACGGUGUUCGGCGGGCCGUUCAAGCACCAGGAGGGCAUCAAUUCGAACUGGCUGCCGGUGCCCGAGGACAAGGUGCCGAAGCCGCGGCCGGGCGAGUGCGUCCAGGACAGCCGCGUGCUGGCCGACAAGCACAUCAACUUCGUCAAGACGCACCCGAUGAUGGAGAGGGCCGUGCCGUCGCUGUUCGGCCGGCCGUUGUUGAUCCGCGUCAGUUUGCACUACAGGUUCACCGCCGUCGCCGUCGAUCCGCAGGUUCGCACCGUCACCGAUGAGACUUUCGAUGUCAUUUACGUGGGAACGGACGAAGGGAAAAUAUUGAAGGUGGUGAACGUUCCGAGCGCGAACGGGCCGCCUCAAGCCGUGGUCGUCUCCGAAAACGAGGUGUUCCCGAGGAACACGGCGGUGAAGCAGCUGCGAAUCGCUCCGGGGUACGGUAGAGUCAUCGCGGUGAGCUCCGACGAAGUGAAGCUGGUGUCUCUCAAUCAUUGCGCGAACUACAACAAAUGCAGCGAUUGCUUGGAAUUGCGGGAUCCGCAUUGCGCUUGGGACUCGAUAAAGUCGGAUUGCGUGAGCGUCGAUCGCGCCACCACCUUCAGCUAUUUGAUCCAGGACAUCAGGAACGGGAGUUCGUUGAAAUGCAGAGGUCGCUCGUUCGAUAACGCGGUUCCUGACAAGGAGAACGGCGCGUUCCCCGUCGACGGGAACGGCUUGGACGUGGAGAAGGAGCUGUCGGAUCCGCUGUUGAAUUUGGAUUCGGGUUUCGACGAGUGCAACGACGUCGAUCCGGCCAAAGGGUGCACGUCGCAAAGCAAGCUGACGUUGUACAGUUCGAAUUAUUUGGUCGUGAUCGUGGCGAGCGUCGCCGUGGGGUUCCUGUUCGUCGGGUUCACCUGCGGGUACCUCGUCGGCCGGCGAUUUCAGGCCCAUUCGCAAUUCCCUAAUCAGCCGUUUAUUGAACAGCACAACCAUUUAGAUAGAUUAACAGCGAAUCAGAAUAGUUUUUUAGCUACGAAGACGAAGACGGUUAACCUAGACGUCUUGAAUGUCUCGAGCGACUCCCUUCCGCCGAAGAAGGACAAUCUAGGUUCGUUGAAAAAUUUGAAUAUAGCUAACGAAGGAACUUUGCAGAAAAUUAAAAAGACCUACAUAUAA